AUGAGCGAGCAGCCGCAGAGGACUCUCCGGUCCCUGCUGGUCUCUGAGAGAUCCAGUUUCCUGGACGACAAGAACCGUCUGAGUGCGCAGGCGCAGCAGCACCACCUCAACUACAAGGUGUCUGUGCUCCUGCCUGAGUGUAGCUCCGCCCCCUCUCACCUGGAGGCAGCAUUCAACACUUUCAGCACCUUCUACCUGAUCAGGAAGCUGCCGCUCUACGAACUACUGGACAAACACUUCCUGGAGACGGCUGUGUACCAGGGAAGUGUGUAUGGGCUGUCAUACCGGAGCAGAAUAGAUCAAGAGAACUGCGUCUGUCUCACUCCCAACGGUCGCCUGUCUCUCUCUCUGGAUAAGGACUCCUACGAGCUGUUGGGGUUUGAAGGGAAACCUUCGAAAUUCAACCACAGAACAACCAGCAGAUAUGUAGUAUCUGUGGAUUUGAUGGACAGCUGCAUGGCUCCAGGUGGGCGGGGCUACCAGCGGCUGCUUCAAGGUGUGACAUCACGGCUCCGGCUGCAGGUGGACUUCCUGUUGAGUCAUCCAGGGGGCGGAGCUUUGCAGUCUCUACUGUCUCGCUAUGAUUGGUCGGAGCACUCACCUGAGGUCAGCGUCCGCAGCCUGUCUCACCUGUCCUGCCCCGCCCUGCUGACCUCUGACCUGCAGUCAUGUGACCCACACAGCCUCCUGGAGUGGCUGGGAGCUGUGGACGCUGACAUCAGCUGUGAGAAUUCUUCCAGCAGCUUCCUGUCCACGCUCGUCUGUCCCGAACCGUCGAGGACAGCGAGCCAAUCACUGAGUGUCUCCGUCUGCGGCCUCCUGCUCCCCAAGGACGUCCUCCGCCUCGUCCAGGAGCUCAGGUGUUACCUGGAGCAGAGUCCCCAGGUGUCCUGGGUGGCGUUGACAGUCCACGGGUUCACAGACAGUCCGGUUUCGUGGGGGGACAGCGAGCACGGCUUCCUCACAGGAGGAGAAAACUUCUACACACUGCUGCUGUUCCAGGACCACACCUACCAGCUACACCUGUCCACCGGAGCUCCACACACCUGUCCUCCAUGACUACACCUGUCUUCACCUGUCCUCCAUGACCACACCUGUCCUC
This is a messenger RNA of Scomber japonicus (chub mackerel), 1102 nucleotides long. RefSeq names its product ribonuclease P/MRP 40 subunit (gene rpp40). Lineage: Eukaryota; Metazoa; Chordata; Actinopteri; Scombriformes; Scombridae. Gene Ontology annotation, molecular function: ribonuclease MRP activity; ribonuclease P activity. The record is from RefSeq and is a predicted model, not a curated record. Gene Ontology annotation, cellular component: multimeric ribonuclease P complex; ribonuclease MRP complex. The coding region runs from base 1 to 1059 and encodes 352 amino acids. The transcript has 8 exons. Gene Ontology annotation, biological process: tRNA 5'-leader removal; endonucleolytic cleavage in ITS1 to separate SSU-rRNA from 5.8S rRNA and LSU-rRNA from tricistronic rRNA transcript (SSU-rRNA, 5.8S rRNA, LSU-rRNA); tRNA 3'-end processing.